AUGAGAGGCCAAUCAGAUCACUCUGAAAUGUUCCCUUCCAGUCUCACAUUGGGCCGAUGGAAACAGAAUCAGAUCUUUGAGACGAAGUCUGCUGGUGUUGGAGAUGAUGCGACUUUGACGUGUUCCCGCCAGACAUCUGAGCUCAGAUCAACCUUGUUUUGGAUUCGGCUUGUUUUUGGAACCAUCCCCGAAUUUUUGGGAGGAACAUAUUCAUUUAACUAUUAUGGUGUUAAUAAGACUCCUCGUAUUACAACAAAACAAGAGCCUGGAACAUUUAUCCUGCAUAUUAAUGAAGCAAAGCUAAGCGAUACUGGAGUUUACUACUGUAUGAAAGUAAACAAACUUAAUAUGACACUUGUGAAAGGAACAUUUCUGAGAAUUGAAGAACCAGAACCUGAUAUCACCGCCAUCAUUCAAGACAUUCACUCUGAUCCAGUCCUUCCAGGAGACUCAGUGACUCUGCAGUGUUCAGUCCUCUCCGACUCAGAGAAUAAAACCUGUCCAGGAGGACACAGUGUGUUCUGGUUCAGAGCCGGAUCAGAUGAAACUCCCAGUUUAGUUUAUGCAGAAGGAAACAGCAGUGAUGGAUGUGAGAGGAGCCCUGAAGCUCACUCUCCACAGAAAUGUGUCUACAGCUUCUCGAAGAACGUCAGCUCCUCUGAUGCUGGGACUUAUUACUGUGCUGUGGCCACAUGUGGAGAGAUAUUAUUUGGAAAUGGGACAAAACUGGACAUUGAAGCACUCAACAUGUGGGACAUGCAGCAAACCAAAACAGCUCUGAUUCUGUUAUGUGCAGCGUUGGCUAUAAGUCUGAUUGUUAUCGCCGUACUGAUUUAUUCCAUCAAGAACAAAACUUAUGCUUUUGGUCUGCAAACAAACUCUGCAACAGCCGGCCGUGAUCAACAAAGUCAGCAGAGACAUGAGGACGCGUUGGUUUAUUCUGCACCAACCUUCAUCAAGAAGAAAACUGGCCGAGCAGAGAGAAGGAAUGCAACGGCAGCAGACGGAGAGACUGUCUACACUGAUGUCAGGGUGACAAAUUAACAAUCUAUUGGAUUUACUAAUUGAAGCUUAGAAUAUUUUUUCACUGGCGCACCUGUUGUAAA
Messenger RNA from Centropristis striata (black sea bass), 1106 nucleotides. RefSeq names its product signal-regulatory protein beta-2-like. The coding region runs from base 1 to 1044 and encodes 347 amino acids. The transcript has 6 exons. Lineage: Eukaryota; Metazoa; Chordata; Actinopteri; Perciformes; Serranidae. Gene Ontology annotation, biological process: response to bacterium. The record is from RefSeq and is a predicted model, not a curated record.